Messenger RNA from Malassezia restricta, 1035 nucleotides. RefSeq names its product dynamitin. Gene Ontology annotation, biological process: mitotic spindle organization. The transcript has a single exon. Lineage: Eukaryota; Fungi; Basidiomycota; Malasseziomycetes; Malasseziales; Malasseziaceae. The coding region runs from base 1 to 1035 and encodes 344 amino acids. The record is from RefSeq and is a predicted model, not a curated record. Gene Ontology annotation, cellular component: dynactin complex; cytoplasm.
AUGUCCAAGUACACUGGCUUGCCGGAUAUCGACACGGCACCCGAUGUGUACGAGACGCACCCACAGAAGGAGGGAGCGCGCUUCAUGAGUGAUGAUGAUGAUGAUAGAGAGUCCAAUACAGACGCGGCCACGACAUCGGACGCCAUUGAUACUCACAGUGUGAAUGCGACACAAGCGGCCGAAAAGUUUCGGUCGACCUACUUGACGCCCGAGUCGUAUGAGCUACAUGGCACAGCUGGUGGGACUGAGUCGACGCUCGCUCGAUACAUGCGUCUGGAGCAUGAAGUGCGCGAACUUGAGCGGAUUUUGACCGCUCGCCAGGGCGAUACAAGUACGACGCCGAGUAUGUUGGCACAACUCCAGACUCUCGAGCGUCGCAUCCAGCGAAUGCGUGACGAUGCUAGGCAUGCUGACCCACGCGACCUAACACAGGCGAUGAUAGAUGCUCUUCAGCAAGUGCCCGAGCCAGUUUCGGCACAGUCAGCCCCUUCUGCGACGCAUAUGUCAGCAUGGGACGAGCGACUCACGGCCCUUGAAAGUCGUUUGGGCGUCCAGGCACUUCAAUCGGACGUUCCAUUAGCCGAUACGAUUCAUCGCCUGGAGCAACAAAUGCAGCUUCUGACCCAACCACGACAUCUGGAUACCAUUAUCGCGCGUGCUAAAGCCGUGUGCUCUGAGCUGGAACAUGUCGAUGAGCGGCGAAGGCAUUUCGCGAACGACGACGAUGAAGCGCUUGCCCAAGUAAGGGAGCUAUAUGCGCUCCAGUCACGAAUCGAGCCACUUGAGCCUCUGGCCCCCGCUCUGCUUGCGCGUCUGCAGACGCUCGCGCCACUGCACUCUGCUGCUUCAGAGUUUCAUACGUCGUUGUCGCAGGUCGAAGCACGGCAAACUACCCUACAGGCUCGGCAUGCCGAUCUACACACACUAUUACAAAAGCUGGAGCAGAGUAUGCAAGAGAACCAGGCCAUCAUGCAGCGUAAUCUGCAGUCACUCAUGACAAGGUUGGAUACGUUGUGUGGUACUUCUCCGCCAUGA